CGUCUAUAAAAAUUUUUCAGUGGUGUGGGAGACUUGCGCAAUCGUACAGAAUAAAUUCUUGACCUUUUCCUUUUGAGAUUGGCAUGGCGGACAUAGUGGAUGAAAUUAUGAUGGAUUGCGACGAUAACGUAGAAAUUAUUUCUGCAGCUCCUGAAGAGCUUGCAGAAACCAAAAAGGAACAUGGAAAUGAACUAUACAAGACCAAACAAUAUCAUUUGGCCCUUUCAUUCUACUCGGAAGCCAUCAAAUUAUGUCCAGAAACACCAUCCUACUAUGGUAACAGGGCAGCAUGCCUUAUGAUGUUGAACAGAUUCCAGGAUGCUUUAGAAGACGCCAGAAGAUCAGUCCAACUUGACAACAAAUUCAUCAAAGGCUAUGUCAGGAUUGCAAAAUGUGCAAUAGCACUUGGAGAUCUGGUCACUGCAGAAGGUACAUUGAGAGUAAUGGAAACAUUGAAUCAAGCAGGAGCAGUGGCAGCUGAAAAGAAGUCUUUACUAAAAUUGCAACAGUUCGAAUUGGAAGCUCAGAGAGCCUAUGAGAAAAAAGAUUUUCGGAAGGUUGUUUACUGCAUGGAUCGGUGUUUGGACGAAUCUCCAACUUGUCCCCGUUAUAAACUGAUAAAAGCUGAAUGCUUAGCUUUCCUGGGUAGGUAUGUUGAGUCUCAAGAAAUCGCAAAUAGCAUCCUUCACCUAGAUAAAGGAAAUGCUGAAGCUAUUUAUGUCAGAGGAAUUUGCUUAUUCUAUGAAGAUAACAUAGAUAGUGCUGUGAAUUAUUUCCAGCAAGUGCUCAGAUUGGCACCCGAUCAUGCUAAAGCCAUGGAACUUUACAAGAGAGCCAAACAACUGAAGAAGAAGAAAGAGGAAGGAAAUGAAGCUUACAACGCCGGAAAAUAUGCUGAUGCCCUUAACCUAUUUUCAGAAGCUUUAAAAAUUGACCCCCUGAAUAAGAUGACUAAUGCCAAAUUACAUUUCAAUAGAGCUACAGCUUUAUCUAAAUUGAAUAAGUAUGAAGAGGCUGUAGUAGAUUGCACAGCAGCCAUUAGUUUGAAUCCAAAUUAUAUGAAAGCUUUACUGAGAAGGGCCAAGUGCUACAUGGAUCUGGAGAAUUAUGAAGAGGCUGUUAAAGAUUACGAGAAGAUAAACAAAAUUGACAAAAGUCGGGAGAAUAGGAGGUUGCUUCAAGACGCCAAAUUGGCUCUGAAAAAAUCUAAGCGUAAGGACUACUACAAAAUUCUUGGAGUGGAUAAAAAUGCAACAGAAGACGAAAUAAAGAAGGCAUAUAGAAAAAGGGCUCUCAUUCAUCAUCCGGAUCGUCACGCAAAUGCUUCUGAUGGGGAGAAAAAAGAACAAGAAAAGAAAUUCAAGGAAGUUGGAGAAGCUUAUGGCAUUCUCUCGGAUCCAAAGAAGAAAUGUCGGUAUGAUUCUGGUCAAGAUAUGGAAGAUUUUGGCUGUGGAAUGUCAGAUAUUGAUCCUAGUCAAGUGUUCCAGUCCUUCUUCAGUUCUCCGCAUGGUUCCCAGUACUCCUUCGGAGGUGACUUCCCAGGAGGUUUCAGUUUCCAAUUUGGCUGAUUUAUUUCUCAUCUUCAAAAUGUUCAGAACAUCAAUUUCCAUUUGUAAAAUAAUCUUUGUCUGUUACCACAUUCCUAAUUUUUCAUCUAGCUUUUUACUUAUGAGAAAUUCACAACUUGUUAGUAUUUAUUGCUAGUAACAAUGUUCUGAAAUAUCUUGUUUCAUCAUGGUUGUUUUACUGAAGAAUAUAACCACAUUAAUAUUACUAUUAAUGAGUUAUGGUAUAGUAUCAAUCUUUAGCUCUCGAUCCCCUAGAGCUUAGAAAUUUUGUGAUAAUUUAGUAAAAUAUAAAGUUAGUCUUUAUGAAAAA
Molecule: messenger RNA, 1878 nt
Organism: Harmonia axyridis
Lineage: Eukaryota; Metazoa; Arthropoda; Insecta; Coleoptera; Coccinellidae
Gene: Tpr2
Product: dnaJ homolog subfamily C member 7
Exons: 4
Coding region: 84-1568 (494 amino acids)
Molecular function (GO): protein binding
Source: RefSeq, a predicted model, not a curated record